AUGUGGACCGCACGGCUGCUAGUCCUCGCCAGCCUCUUCGCUCCGGCCGCUCUGGCCUUCAGCCGGGCCCCCGUCCCCAUGGCGGUGGUGAGGAGGGAGCUCUCCUGUGAAUCGUACCCCAUCGAGCUGCGCUGCCCGGGCACCGACGUCAUCAUGAUCGAGAGCGCCAACUACGGGCGGACUGACGACAAGAUCUGCGACGCGGACCCAGCGCAGAUGGAGAACACGCGCUGCUAUCUGCCCGACGCCUACAAGAUCAUGUCGCAAAGGUAA
Molecule: messenger RNA, 273 nt
Organism: Knipowitschia caucasica
Lineage: Eukaryota; Metazoa; Chordata; Actinopteri; Gobiiformes; Gobiidae
Source: the annotation of a GenBank genome assembly